CUUAGAUUCUAUUUGGAUUUUGUAUUGUUUUGAAACAUUUUAUAUUCGUUUUUAAAUUUAUCGUUUUAGUGAAUUAGGUAUGCCUGCCGAUCAAAUCCAGUACUCUGAGAAGUAUUACGAUGAGAAAUUCGAAUACAGGCACGUUAUAUUACCAGCCGACUUGGCUAAACAUGUGCCAAAGGCUCACUUGAUGACAGAAACCGAAUGGCGUAAUCUGGGCGUACAGCAGAGUCCAGGAUGGGUGCAUUAUAUGAUGCAUGCACCGGAGCCGCAUGUGAUUCUGUUCCGUCGCAGGCGCGUUGAUGAAAAGCCACAGCCACAGGUGGCCACGCAAACACAGACGGGUGCCGGGCCAGCUACUGCCAACGUGUGUGGCUAGUGUUUUCUCAAAGUCUAUAAAGAGCCAAGAGGCUAUUCCAUCGAUAGUAUUCCAUAAGAUCAGACAUUCUGAUGUAAAAUAAGUUUCCCAAUUCAAUAGCUUUAGAGGAUCAAACUGGUAUUAGCACUAAGUGGACAAUUUUCCGAUAAGUUCCUGUUAAUUUCAUUAAGGUUAUUAAAACUAAAAAAAAAUACAAUAUCAUGUGUACGCCAAAAGUGUACAAAACAGACUAAAA
Messenger RNA from Drosophila willistoni, 614 nucleotides. RefSeq names its product cyclin-dependent kinases regulatory subunit (gene Cks85A). Gene Ontology annotation, molecular function: histone binding; protein kinase binding; ubiquitin binding. NCBI's taxonomy places the organism in Eukaryota, Metazoa, Arthropoda, Insecta, Diptera, Drosophilidae. Gene Ontology annotation, cellular component: cyclin-dependent protein kinase holoenzyme complex; SCF ubiquitin ligase complex. Gene Ontology annotation, biological process: regulation of mitotic cell cycle. Bases 80 to 379 code for a protein of 99 amino acids. The record is from RefSeq and is a predicted model, not a curated record. The transcript has 2 exons.